UAUUGGUUGUUGCUCGCUCAUAAGUAAAGAUAAAGAUGACAUUACUAUCUUCACUUUUCAAGUCGUCUGGCUGAGAGUUGUGCUGUGUUUUCUGUUUUUUUUCUUUCCCCAAACUGAAAUCCAUUCUCCACUAUCUUCCGAAAAAUUGGAAGCAUGCAUUCACAAAAACACUAUUUAGCUACACCAUCAUUAACUUCAUUGCUCGAAGAUCCGAUUUUGUGUUUAUCUUCGGAUGAAAUAUCUUAGUUUUAGCUGGAUUCUAUUCUUUUAUGUUUUUCACCCAAACUUAUAUAUAUCUCUAAAGAUAGCCCACAUUUUUCGUCUUUCCAUAUCUCUCUUAUCAUCAGCUUUUACUAACCAGAUAAUUACUUUAAAGCAAAACCAAUUCUCAAUUUCAAUCAAUUCCCAAUUUAUCUUUUGAUAUUAUCAUUUAUUGUCUACUUUUUGCAUCAUGACUCAAACUUUUGAUUCUUCAAUUCCCAUUUAUGAUGUUUGCAUUUUAGGCGCCGGCUUUAGUGGUGUCAAGUUAUUACAUGAGUGUCGAAAGAGAGGGUUAAAAACUCACAUUUAUGAAGCCUUGGAUGAUUUAGGUGGAACUUGGAGGAAAAAUAGAUAUCCCGGUGCUAGGGUAGAUAGCGAUAUUCCAGUUUAUGAGCUAAAUAUCCCAGAGGUCUAUAACACCUGGACUUGGUCCGAAAGAUUUCCCGAUUGGAGUGAAUUAAGGAAGUAUUUCAAUCAUGUUGAACAAAUAUUGGAUUUGAAAAAAGAUAUUGAUUUUAAUACUUUUAUUAGUCAGGCUCAAUUUGAUAGAAAAUCAGGUUAUUGGUAUAUUGAGGCUUCGGAUUCAAAAAAAAAAUGUUAUGCUAAGUUUUUUUUGCCAUGUGUGGGUUUUGCAUCAAGACUUUACAAACCUGACUUUAAAAACUUUGACAGAUUCAAAGGGAAGGUUUAUCACUCAAAUGAAUGGCCGGAAUCUGAUGUCGACUUGUCAAACAAGAGAGUUGGUUUAAUUGGCACAGGUUCAACUGGUGUACAAAUCACCCAAGAGGCUGCUAAAGUUGCAUCUGAAUUAUUUGUCUUUCAAAGAACUCCCAAUUUAUGUUUACCAAUGGGACAAGUGUCCAACCCAGAAAUUCAAAAAAAUAAGAAAAAUUAUUCAAAAAUAUUAAACAGCAGAUUUGAUAGUUUUGGCGGUUUUACCUUUACUUUUGUUGAUAAAGAUACCUUUGACGAUUCUUCAGAAGACCGUCAAAAUUUUUACCAAACAUUGUUUGAUAGAGGUGGCUUCAAUUUUUGGGUUGCUAAUUAUAAAGACAUCUAUUUUAACCAAAAAGCAAACGAUGAGGCCUACCACUUUUGGAGAAACUCCGUUAUCAAAAGAGUUCAUGAUCCAAAAACUGCUGAGAUUUUAGCCCCAAAGAUUCAACCUCAUCCUUUUGGUACAAAGCGUCCCAGUUUGGAACAAGAUUAUUAUGAACAGUUUAAUAAACCAAAUGUUCACGUCAUCGACAUUAAAAAUGAUCCCAUUUAUGAAUUCACAGAAAACGGGUUGAAAACAAAGGAAGGUAAUGAAUAUAAGUUUGAUAUUUUAAUUUUAGCUACUGGUUUUGAUGCUGUCACAGGUUCUUUUAAAAAUAUCGAUUUGAAAGAUGCUGACACUGGUAAGAUACUACGUGAUAAAUGGGCUGAUGGCUGCAACACUUAUUUAGGUUUAUCUAUCAAUGGUUAUCCCAACAUGUUUUACACUUAUGGUCCCCAGGCUCCAACGGCUUUCGCUAACGGCCCAACUUGUGUUGAACUACAAUCAAAAUUCAUCUUAUUCAUUAUUGACCAUAUGAUUCAAAAUGAUUUCAAGUCCAUUGAGGCUAAAAAGGAACACCAACUCAAUUAUUCAAACAAUUUGAAAGACUUUGCCAACUCUUCUCUAUUUCCAAAGGCAAAAUCUUGGUAUAUGGGGGCUAACAUUCCUGGAAAAAAAAUUGAAAUGCUAAACUACCUUCAAGGUAUUCCCUCUUAUGGAAAACUUUUAAAUGAGGUUUAUCAAAGCGAUUUUAAAGGCUACGAAAUUCUCUAAUAGAAUGGUACUUAAAUUUAUCUUGUAUGUUUGAUUUAUAAAAAAAUUUGAAAUGUUAGAGAUUCUUAAUUUUGAUAUAAUUUAUAUAAUUUU
Ascoidea rubescens DSM 1968 is the source of this 2167-nucleotide messenger RNA. Its product is annotated as flavin-containing monooxygenase. The transcript has a single exon. Gene Ontology annotation, molecular function: N,N-dimethylaniline monooxygenase activity; flavin adenine dinucleotide binding; NADP binding. Lineage: Eukaryota; Fungi; Ascomycota; Saccharomycetes; Ascoideales; Ascoideaceae. The coding region runs from base 452 to 2074 and encodes 540 amino acids. The record is from RefSeq and is a predicted model, not a curated record.